AUGUUUAUUUCUACUUCAUACUUUUGUUUCAUUUCAGUAUCACUACGUGCAAGUUCCAUUAAUAUUCAUCCCAAUGCAAAAUGGGCACAGAAUGGUAUCACUGUUGCUGGAGGAAAUGGACGAGGCAGUGAAACCAAUCAACUCGCUCAUCCAUGGGGUUUGUACGUAGAUGAUGAUGAAACGAUUUAUGUCGCUGAUUGGGGAAAUCAUCGUAUUGUGGAAUGGAAAUCUGGUGCAAUGAAUGGAAAAGUGGUUGCUGGUGGAAAUGAAGCUCAUCAGUUAUAUGCUCCACGAGAUGUGAUUGUCGACAAAGAGAGCGAUAGUCUCAUCAUCAGCGGUUGCGGGAAUGGAAGAGUAGUUCGAUGGCCUUAUCAAAAUGGUACUAGUGGAGAAACAAUUAUUUCGAAUAUCGAUUGCAUCGGUUUGACAAUGGACGAGAAUAGAUCACUCUAUGUCGUUGACAAUGAAAAACAUCAAGUGAGACGAUAUAAAAUUGGUGGUGCUCAAGGAACAGUGGUUGCAGGUGGCAACGGUCAAGGAAAUCGUCGCGAUCAACUCUCCAAACCCCGCUACGUAUUUGUCGACCGAGAUCAUUCAGUUUAUGUGUCUGAUAAUGAAACUCAUGGUGUAAUGAAAUGGGAAGAAGGUGCAAAGCAAGGCAUUGUCGUAGCCGGUGGUCAAGGACCGGGAAAUAGUCUUACACAAUUGAAUGCUCCUCAAGGAGUCGUUGUCGAUCAAUUGGGUACUGUCUAUGUGGCUGAUUGGGGAAAUGAUCGAAUCAUACGUUGGCCAAAAGGAGCCACACAGGGAACUGUCAUCAUUGGUAGAAACGGUGAAGGAGUACAGUCGAAUCAACUCGAUUGUCCCGUAGGUUUAUCAUUCGAUCGACAUGGCAAUCUCUAUGUCGUCGAUUUUGGAAAUCAUCAAGUACAACGAUUUAAUAUCGAAUGA
Messenger RNA from Rotaria sp. Silwood1, 951 nucleotides. Lineage: Eukaryota; Metazoa; Rotifera; Eurotatoria; Philodinida; Philodinidae. The record is from the annotation of a GenBank genome assembly.